GGUGUCACGGACAUGCGCAGUCCCCGCUGAGUAACAGCAGUAGAGUAAUGAUGGCGUCCUCAGCGGCUCGCUGCUCCACACGUUGGAUAACAGUUGCCGUGUCCUCCGGUCACCGUCCUGCUUGUUGUGCUCUGGCCCCUUCCAAUGGAGGCUCAAGAAGUCUGUCGACUUUUGGAGCACAGAAAAUCUGGUCGGGAAGCAAUGCAAUGCGUGGGGGCACGGGGAAUGCGUUGACAUUGAGAGGUCUGUCAGGUGUUAAAUCUCCCCAUGUCAUCUGCACACUGUCCUUCCACACAAGUGCCCCAGCCUCCAACAAACAGGACUUCUACACGGUGUUGGAGGUACCACGCACUGCCACCCAGAAAGAGAUCAAGAAAGCGUAUUACCAGAUGGCUAAGAAGUAUCACCCUGACACCAACAAGGAAGACCCUAAGGCCAAGGAGAAAUUUGCUCAGCUGGCUGAGGCUUAUGAGGUGCUGAGUGACGAGGUGAAGAGGAAGCAGUAUGACACGUACGGGGUGGCAGGGUUCGACGCCAGCCAGGCGGGCGGUGGUGGUGGACACCAGCAGUACUGGAGCGGACAGGCCAACAGCGUGGACCCAGAGGAACUGUUCCGCAAGAUCUUUGGGGAGUUCUCCGGAAGCCGCGGCUUCGGCGACUUCAAUGCCGUAUUUGAUCAGCCCCAGGAGUUUAUCAUGGAGCUGACGUUCACCCAAGCUGCCAAGGGGGUCAACAAAGAGAUGGCGUUCAACACUGAGGCCAGCUGCCAGCGUUGUGAUGGCAAAGGGAGCGAGCCUGGCACCAAGGUUGUGCACUGCCACUACUGCAACGGCUCUGGCAUGGAGACGGUGAACACUGGCCCCUUUGUGAUGCGGUCGACAUGCCGUCGGUGUAAUGGGAAAGGCACUGUGAUCUCCACCCCAUGUAACUCCUGUCACGGGACCGGACAGACCAGACAGAAAAAGACAGUAAUGGUCCCUGUCCCAGCAGGUGAGACACACCUACACACUGACUGUCACUCGCUCCUAUACCUACCCAGUCUUAUCUAGAAUCUUUCAAAACAU
Salvelinus sp. IW2-2015 is the source of this 1064-nucleotide messenger RNA. RefSeq names its product dnaJ homolog subfamily A member 3, mitochondrial. Gene Ontology annotation, biological process: mitochondrion organization; negative regulation of apoptotic process. Gene Ontology annotation, cellular component: mitochondrion. Gene Ontology annotation, molecular function: heat shock protein binding; protein kinase binding. NCBI's taxonomy places the organism in Eukaryota, Metazoa, Chordata, Actinopteri, Salmoniformes, Salmonidae. The record is from RefSeq and is a predicted model, not a curated record.